AUGCGGCCCCUGCUCUGCGCGCUGGCCGGGCUUGCCCUGCUCCGCGCCUCGGGUGCCUUCACCGCAGCUGAACCCUUCAUCCCCUCCCAAGGAGACCCAGCUCGGACUGCAGGGUGUGACAGACACAUGGAUGUCCAUGGCCGGUUAGACGUCAUAGAGGAGACAGUGGAGAAGACGGUGGAGCACCUGGAGGCAGAAGUGAAAGGCUUGCUGGCUCAGCUGGAGGAGCUGGCCUGGAAUCUGACACCGGGCCCCUUCAGCCUGAUCCCCGACCUCCUCGCAGAGGAGACGAUCGCCUUUGAGCACCAGAGCAGGAGCCACCCAACAGCUGGCAGUGAUACAACAGCUCUCCUCUGA
Messenger RNA from Lipotes vexillifer (Yangtze River dolphin), 357 nucleotides. RefSeq names its product placenta associated 9 (gene PLAC9). NCBI's taxonomy places the organism in Eukaryota, Metazoa, Chordata, Mammalia, Artiodactyla, Lipotidae. The record is from RefSeq and is a predicted model, not a curated record. The coding region runs from base 1 to 357 and encodes 118 amino acids. The transcript is spliced from 4 exons.